GGCCUCCCCAGCUGAAGAUGUCUAACAAUGGAGUUGAAACAGAAGACAAACCUCCUGCUCCUCCGAUGAGAAAUACCAGCACUAUGAUUGGAUCAGGAAGCAAAGACUCUGGGACUUUAAACCAUGGCUCAAAACCUUUGCCUCCCAACCCAGAAGAAAAGAAAAGGAAGGACCGAUUUUACCGAUCUAUUUUACCAGGAGAUAAAACAAAUAAAAAGAAAGAGAAAGAGCGGCCAGAGAUCUCCCUGCCUUCAGACUUUGAACACACGAUUCAUGUGGGGUUUGAUGCAGUCACGGGAGAAUUCACAGGAAUGCCGGAGCAAUGGGCGCGUUUACUGCAGACUUCCAACAUCACCAAGUCAGAGCAGAAGAAGAACCCUCAGGCAGUGCUGGAUGUGUUGGAGUUUUACAACUCAAAGAAGAUCUCAAAUAGCCAGAAGUACAUGAGUUUCACAGAUAAAACAACGGAGGAUUAUAAUUCAUCAAAUACAUUGAAUGUGAAGGCUGUCUCCGAGACUCCCGCAGUGCCCUCAGUGUCUGAAGAUGAAGAUGAUGAAGAUGAUGCAGCUCCACCCCCUGUGAUAGCUCCACGACCUGAACACACAAAAUCUAUAUACACCCGCUCUGUGAUAGAACCCCUUCCUCCUCCUACCAGAGAUGCGGCGACCUCUCCUAUUUCUUCUCCCUCGGAAAACAGCACAACGGUGCCUGACAUGCUGGCCAGGAACACAGAGAAACAAAAGAAAAAGCCAAAAAUGUCAGAUGAAGAGAUCUUGGAAAAAUUAA
Messenger RNA from Antrostomus carolinensis (chuck-will's-widow), 786 nucleotides. Its product is annotated as serine/threonine-protein kinase PAK 1-like. The annotation marks the transcript as partial. The record is from RefSeq and is a predicted model, not a curated record. Gene Ontology annotation, molecular function: protein serine/threonine kinase activity. The transcript is spliced from 6 exons. Lineage: Eukaryota; Metazoa; Chordata; Aves; Caprimulgiformes; Caprimulgidae.